This is a messenger RNA of Dimorphilus gyrociliatus, 1293 nucleotides long. The record is from the annotation of a GenBank genome assembly. Lineage: Eukaryota; Metazoa; Annelida; Polychaeta; Dinophilidae.
AGUAGCAGUUUACUGCUCAGAUCCAAACAAUGAAUUGUAUUGAAAAUGGGUGCUGGCUUCAGUAGUAGUCGUUCUAAGAAAAAAGAAAAGCAAGAUGCUGACCACAACAAGACGGCGCCGUCGUCGACUACAGAAAGGCGUCGACCCACUAAAGAAACGCGGCGGCUCUCUGUAAUGGACGGAGACGGUUUCGUACAACUAAAUCAGUACUUGCUCAAAGACGACACCUUAGGCAAAGGCUCUUUUGGUGUUGUUAAGCUGGCGUACAAUGAAGUUGACGACAAGAAUUAUGCAAUGAAAAUCGUCUCCAAACGUAGGUUGCUAAGAAAAAGCAAUACUUCACUACGAACUCCCCCAAACCGUCGACGAACUAAUCCUCUUGAAAAAAUAUAUCGAGAAAUAGCUAUUUUGAAAAAACAAGCACACCCUAACGUUGUUCGCUUGGUAGAGGUUCUAGACGAUCCUGAUGCAGAAAAUUUUUAUAUGGUCUUUGAAUUUGUUCAACAAGGGCCUGUUAUGGAUGAAAUACCCACAGAUAAUUGGUUGUCAGAGCAGGACGCUUGGCGAUAUUUUCGUGAUACGUUGUCUGGAUUAGAAUAUUUACAUUAUCAAAAAAUAAUUCAUCGUGAUAUAAAGCCGUCAAAUCUUCUCUUAUCUGAAGAAGGCAGAAUAAAAAUAGCAGACUUUGGAGUCUCAGAUGAAUUUAUUGGAUCAGAUGCUCGCUUUGAUUCAUCAGCUGGAACACCAGCUUUUAUGGCACCUGAAGCUUUAAAAAGCGGACAACAAUACGACGGAAAGCCAGCAGAUAUAUGGGCUCUAGGUGUUACACUUUACUGCUUUGUUUACGGUCAAUUACCCUUCAUAGAUCCCUCUAUAAUAGGGUUAUACAAAAAAAUUCAGGAAAGCGACGUUAGUUUCCCGAAAGAACCGACUGUAUCAGAGACGUUGAAGGAUUUAAUUUUACAUCUUCUCGACAAAGAUGUUAACAAAAGAUAUACUAUUACGGAAAUUAAAAAACAUCCGUGGGUAACAAAAUCUAGCUCGUUAUUGAUGCCUGCUGAAGAGGAGAAUUGCUCACAAAUUAUCAUUACUGAAGAGGACAUGGAUAAUUGCGUCAAAAUUAUCCCAAAAAUUGAAACAUUAAUCUUUGUGAAAACCAUUUUACGUAACAAAUCUUUCAAGUAUCCGUUCAAUUCUACUCAUAUUGAAGAUGACUCAACAUCAAUAACCGAUAGAGAGCGAAACAAAGCUGAAAAGCGAUCCAAUUCGCCCACAAAAUCCAAUUUUCAAUAA